Molecule: messenger RNA, 3991 nt
Organism: Alternaria rosae
Lineage: Eukaryota; Fungi; Ascomycota; Dothideomycetes; Pleosporales; Pleosporaceae
Exons: 5
Coding region: 109-3636 (1175 amino acids)
Biological process (GO): positive regulation of transcription by RNA polymerase II
Cellular component (GO): nucleus
Molecular function (GO): DNA-binding transcription factor activity, RNA polymerase II-specific; transcription cis-regulatory region binding; zinc ion binding
Source: RefSeq, a predicted model, not a curated record
CCACUUCCAAGCGGACAAACAUCAGCCCGCCGAUCCUGUGCCCCCAUUCCUCAGGAUCGAAGAUUACUCAGACUCGCUUGUUGUACCUCUCUCUCUUUACUCGAACCCAUGGACAGUAUGGCGCCGGCAUCAAUCUCGGGUGGUCCGGGCGACGUAUCACCAACAGGCCUCUCAGGGUCUGCAACCAACUCCAAGAUGAGAAAGAGGACCAAAACUGGAUGUCUCACCUGUCGAAAACGCCGCAUAAAAUGCGGUGAAGAGAGACCUACUUGCAACAACUGCAUCAAGUCCAAACGCCAGUGCGAGGGCUACAACCAAAGAGUCAUCUUCAAACCACCGAUUGGGGACUGGCCAAAUCACCCAGGCGUUGUCAGCACUAUCCAAUAUCACACCUCCAUGCUUCCUGGCUCACGCAAUCAAUCAUAUCGAGUGCCCGAGUCAACUACCGGCAUGCAGGAGGGCAUGCUUGGUCCGAUCCAGCCACGCCCGCACGGUAGCUUCGACUUCUCCCACAUCGAUGCGAACCAGACUUCAGCGCCUUUAGAACCCCCACAAGUUUACGCUGGAGGUAACCACGGCUAUACACACGACCAGGCUUACCAGCAGCCUCAUCAACAACCUCUGCCAUCACCUCUUCACCAACAGCCGCUUUCUUCGCCAAACCACCCAUCACACGGUCACACGCCAACUACAUCAUAUUUCCCGCCCCCUCAGUCUAUGCACACCAGCCCACAGACACAAUAUAGGCACGAUUCACACGGCACUUUUCAACCUCCCAUCCAGUAUACACAGAGCGCGCCAUAUCCACCAGUCUCGGUGCCGUACAGCCACGAAUCCAACCUCAAACCCACAAUUCAUCAGCCUCCGCCAAACUACCCGCAGGCCUACCGAUCCGAUAGCCAGCAAGCCGAAGGUUCCUAUCGGGAUCAUUCGAGUGUAUCGCCGCGAAGCGACCAGUAUCCUCAUUACACAGAGGCACCACCGGGCAUGCAAAGAUACGACAGUCAUCCGCAUGCUCCUGUACACCCUCUGCAAGGAGGUCCCCCGAGCUUCAACCACGUUGGAACUCACAAUUACCCAGCAGCAGUUUCUCACGCUGACUUUAGUCAUGCAAGCUAUCCUCCUGUGCAGAUGCCCAUUCAUGAUAUGACCCCAGAUGUAAAGUAUAUGUCUCAGCCUGUCCUCGACCAAGCUACUGCCGUAUCGCAAAAACAAGUGCCCCAGCCGCAACUCCUUCUCGGCGGAUUCGAUAUCGACGACCACGUCAGUCCCACACAAGUUCUCGACGAAGCCGCGAUCGAAAACGAAGACGACGAUUACUGGGACGUUCAAUCAGACGAAGAGAUGUUUGAUGCGGAGACUAUCGAGGAUGAGAAGGCUCUACUCGCGAGCAAGGAAUUCAGUAACAUCCGUCGCAUACACCUUGAGAAUUACAACGAGCUUGGAAUCAGACGAUACGAUACGUUUUUGUACGACGGCUUACUGUCGCACUAUAGACCGGAGUAUGCAGCAAGCCCCUUGCGCAACCCCAAGACUGCGAGGGUUUUCGCGCACUACAUUCAUGUGACCGGACCUACGUUGUCGAUGUACGAACGAAAUCCCCGAAACCCCACCCUCAUCUUCGAAAGCACUACGCACCCAGCUCAGCAAGGACUCUGGACACAUACACUACCGUUGAAGGCCCUCAGCCACCAAGGACUUUUACACGCCAUGCUAGCGCUCGCGAGCCUGCACAUUGCAAGACUACAAGGUGCUUCUAUAACGCCGUCUUACAAACACUAUGCAUACUCUCUAAAACGCCUCGUCCGCUCUCUCGGCAACCCUACAAAACGUCUAUCGACCAACACACUAGCGACCUCCUUGCUCCUGGCCUUCUACGAAGUAUGGACUGCAGAGCACGUGAAAUGGGGAACACAUCUCGUUGGUGCCCAGCGCCUGAUCACCGAGCUCGACUUCCGGUCACUCACGCGAGAGUAUAGACGAAUGCGAGCAGCGCAGACUGCGAUGGAACGACAAUUCCCACAUCAGAAUCCGGAGAUGUUGUUUGACCAACGACAAUUCGACCAAAGGCUCAGAGACAGCGCUUUGAUGCCAGACCAGAGUCUCGUGAGCACGAUCGUGGGGAAGAAGGUCAAUUACGACGACUUUGGAAUGGUGUUUGAAGACAAUGGCGCGAGGCACGACGCGAGGCAAAGCAUACCCGCAAAAUUGGACUUGCAAAGUUACGAGACACUGCAGGAUAUCUACUGGUCAUAUGCUAGGCAUGAUGUUUACCAGAGCCUUGUGAGCGGUCAUCGUCUUAUUAAUCCCUACCGUAAAUGGUCCGACUGUCCUCCAAGAGCCCCACUCGGCCGCACCGAUGCCCUCUACGGCUCCCAUGAUCAUAUCAUUCUCCUCCUAGGUCGUAUCGCAGAUUUUACAGUUCGGGACCGUACUCGCAAACUUCGACAGGUGGAAGCGGAUGGUGGAUGGCGACCCCGCCCUGGUAUGCCCGGUUUUGGCAGUAUGGGACCAUCCCCCGGUGGCCCACCUGGUCAACAACAGAUGCAUGCGGGCUUCGGUGGACCUCCGCCUCAAAUGCAAGGCCCACCGCUAGGAUGGAAAGGACCACCACCUCCAGGAUGGAUAGGUCAACCUCCACCACAGCCUUCACCCGGCUAUGGCCCACCACCCGGAACAACUGGAGGACCACCCCCGGGCCAACCACCACCAUCCAUGCCCAAUUUCUACGGUAUGGCUCCCUCAGCAGGCCCAGGCCCAAUCCUGUCCAGUUACGAAAACCCAAACUACGAACGCUCACCUCCCACCCCCAAUGUACCCAACCCACAACACGCCGACCUACCCACCCUAUACGAGAAAGCAGUCUCGGAAUGGGAAACCAUCAUGGAUGCCCACACAUCCGUCUUACGAGUCUUAGAACAAAGCGAAGCCUUUGCCCCUUUGCCAGAAGAUACCUACCCACCAGCACCAGGAGGUCGGCCCUACGAACACGGUGGAAACAUGACACCCUUCGGCCCAGCCAUCCUACAUAGGAGCUACGACAUAUCCAUCCUAUGGGGCCUCGUCCACCUCUCCAAGAUCAUCCUUUUGAGAUCACACCCGGGCAUGCCACCUGCUGCGCAAAUGGCAGCCGGAGUCUGCGCCUCUGCCACAGCGCCGUACUGCAUGCUCAUCGGCCGUAUAUGGGCUGGCGUCAGUAUACCAGUUACCUCGGACCUCUCCCCUUUCCUCGGCGCGGUCCUGACUGAAUCCACCCUCUCUCUCUUCUUCGCUGGAAUCACGUUCCAGGACCCGCGGCAGCGCGAGUGGCUUAUCACGAGACUGCUUGAAACGGAUAAGAAGACGGGGUGGGCGAGCGCGGGGAUCAUCGCGAAGGGGUGUGAGACGGCGUGGGAGAAGGCCGCGGAGAUGGGGAGGGGACCGCCGUAUAAGAGGAGGACUAAGAAGAUGCAAGUGGCUGAUGUUGAGACUGAGGUUAAUGAGGGGGGUGUGAAAGGAAAGGAGAGGAAAGAGGGGAGGGUUCAAGAGCUUGGCGAGACGAGGUUUGUGGUUAAGAGAGGUCCGCCGCCUUGGGCUAUGAAUUUGUUGGGGACGGAGGAGGAUCUUAGGGUGGGGAUGGAGAGGUUUGGACUUUGAAGGGGGAGGAAGGAUGGAAUGGAGGAGAGAUAGAGACAGAUGUGGGUGGAUAAAUCAAGCCAAGAAUACAAGAAGGGGGGAGAGAAGGUACACAGAAAGCAGGUCGCGUAGCACCUGGGCAGCUACUCAUCCAACGCACCAGAAGCACAAGCUUCAGGGCCGACCAAGGACGCAAAGAACUAACUUCGCCAGCUUCGCUAGCAUACUAUAGGCUUGGUCUCCAAGUGGUCGAAAGCGAAGAUUCAUCUUACCCCUCCAUCAUUCAUUGAGGAAGAACACGACCUACACGCCUCACACCGACAAAGCAUAGCAUCGCCUCAAUAUCCAGCCAUCCAUCUUUUGUUACCAUGGCAUA